Messenger RNA from Sinocyclocheilus anshuiensis, 1911 nucleotides. Its product is annotated as Krueppel-like factor 6. The coding region runs from base 153 to 911 and encodes 252 amino acids. Gene Ontology annotation, molecular function: DNA-binding transcription factor activity, RNA polymerase II-specific; RNA polymerase II cis-regulatory region sequence-specific DNA binding. Lineage: Eukaryota; Metazoa; Chordata; Actinopteri; Cypriniformes; Cyprinidae. Gene Ontology annotation, biological process: regulation of transcription by RNA polymerase II. The transcript has 4 exons. The record is from RefSeq and is a predicted model, not a curated record.
GCUUAACGUGUUUCGCUUGUUUUGAAAUUGGAAGUGUGCAGCGCUUCUGUGCGUCCGCUAAAGACAAACUGUUGCCUUACGUCCGCGCAUGAAGACACGGCGGGAAAUAGCCUUUUCAAACUGGGUUUGACAACUUUUCGCGUGGGAGGAAUAUGGAUGUUAUUCCCAUGUGUAGUAUUUUCCAGGAGCUACAGAGUGUCCUUGACACGGGAUACCUGUCCGCAGUACCGUCUCUAGAGGAGUAUUGGCAACAGACUUGUCUUGAGCUUGAGCGCUAUCUACAAAAUGAGCCCUAUGUCUCUGCAGCUGAUCUGAGAUCAGUAUGUGAGUCUGACAAUCUGUGGAACCAGUUUCUGCGCUGCUGUGAGACUGAACCGAACUCGUCCCCGCCGGAAGCUUCCAUCCCCAAGCAGGACGGGAUCGCUACGGCUUCCCAUUCACUAUUCAGCAGCUGUAAGAAGAUCAUUGCAUCUGCUAAAGUGCUCACACACACACUGGAUCACAGCGUAUCUGAGCAGCAGCAUGUAAUCACACACACGCCCCCGACGCCGCCCUCCUCACCCUCACUCCCUCUCAUGGAGGUUAAAGAAGAUGCAGAAGGGGCGAGAGGGGAUGAGGUCAAAGGUGAGGGGUCACCUGAAGGACGAAGGAGAGCUCAUCGCUGUUACUUCAACGGCUGCAGGAAGUUGUACACCAAGAGCUCUCACCUGAAAGCACAUCAACGCACACACACCGGAGAGAAGCCGUACAGGUGUUCGUGGGACGGCUGUGAGUGGCGUUUCGCUCGAAGUGAUGAACUGACGAGGCACUUCAGAAAACACACUGGAGCCAAACCCUUCAAAUGCAGCCACUGUGACAGGUGUUUUUCUCGUUCUGAUCAUCUGGCACUGCACAUGAAGCGACACAUCUGAAUGUAAAUCCCAAAGACCUGCACAGAAUCCCAAAGACCUGCACAGCUGGUUUUCUAUGUAUCCACUGAGUGUCAGUAUUGCAGAUUUUGCACCCUCUUGGUAAAUGUAUGCUUUCUGCUGAACAUGGGUAAUGUGCAUGCUUGUUCAAUUCAAGUUAUAGCAUAGCUAUAAAGGCAUUGAAAAUGCAAAAAGUCUGGUGCUGAAUGCAAGUUAACAUAUUUGCUGGCUUUGCCAAUUGCUGUGAAUAUAUACUGUAUGUCAUAAUCAUUUAAAAUCAUAUUUUGCAACAAAGCUAACUAACACUUUGCAUUAACACACUGAAAACACUCUGCGCAGCUAUUGUGUUUAUAUCUAGAGCAGCUAUGUGUCCAUAUAGUUUUAUAAGAAGGCAUAUUUUUGACAAAUAAAAGUGUUAAUUGCUGUUAAUUACACUCAAAUAAAAAAUAAAAAAAAUAAACUCACUGGGACAGUACCCCUUCAUAAGGUACUAAUAUGUACAUUUAAGGUACUAAUAUGUAGCAUUUAGGGGUAUAUAAGGUACAAAUGACCAGCUUAAUCCAGCAGUUACAGGUACAUUAGUCGUGCUGAUAUCACUUGUACUUGUAAAAAAAAAAAAAUAACUUUUUAACCACUAAAUUUAGCAUUAGUGCCUUAAAACCAUUCUCUUAAACUUAAUAAUGAGUAAUUUAUUCCCCCUUGGUCCGUUCGCAGUGGGGCCGCACCAGUUGCACCCCGCUAAGGACGGCCCUGGCUAUAAUUUUAUGAUUUUGAAAAAUGCAUCAGGAUAUUUUUACUGGUUUUCUGGUUACUGAGAGUAGAGUUUGACAUCAUGUUGGCUCAGAUGAAGCUCUUGCAUUUGUUGUCCAGAUGUUUAAAGCCCUGCAGAUGUUAAAGAGAUGAGGAUGUUCACUCAGGGAUUGAUAAUAUGAAAGCUGGUAAUGUCUAACUGGAAUUUGCAGUAUCUUUAGGGGAAUUUUAAAAUGUACUCCAAUAUUAUAAA